CUUGAUCCAUAUUGUUUCCAUAAUCACGGUUUAAACUGGAAAUCUUGUGUUCGGGUGACACUAUCUAGAUUUCCAUUCCAGAAAUUAUUGAACUCUCUUUAAUACAUUUUAUUAUCUUUCAAUUAGCAAAAAUAAAUUACCUCAAUGUUUUCAUUAGGCUUUAAAGGAUUAACGUUAUUCCAUGGUGCCUUCUCUAUUGGACAGUUCGUCAGCAUUUAGCUACAUCGCGAAACCAAUGCCUCUCACCAACGAAUUUAUCUACGGUUUGAUCAUGUAUCGUGAACCUAAUCAGUCUUAACUCUUUUACUCUCAAUGAUCUCCUCAAAAGCAUAUUUACUACUUGCCUUUCGGCAGCGGACCGCAUUGCGGCCACCAACCAGCUCACUACUACGCCCGUAUCUCAUGAGUCACUCUAAGGGAAUGACACAUCCAACCUCAUCAACGACUAAUCGCUACCACUCUAAUAUGCCCCCAAAAUUAAGCGAAAAUCCAAAGAUUACUUGUCAAUGCGGCACCAUUUCCCUCACAGCCUCGCGCGCUGAACCCCUCAGCAAAUAUGUAUGCCAUUGUACAGAGUGCCAGAAACAAUCGACUUCUGCAUUUGGUACCUCUGCCAUCUUCCCAUCUGAGGGCAUGUGGCCAUUCCCCAAAGACUUACAACAACAUAUUGGCAUGUGGGCCAGGCGAGCAGAUUCCGGCAACACAGUAGAGUGCUAUUUCUGCAAAGGGUGUGGCGUUCGUAUCUUGCAUCGGGUUAUCUUCAAAGACGGUACACCCAGGCCCUCACUUGCGGUCAAAGGUGGCUGCGUCGAAGGCUUCAAUCUGGAGGGUGCCAGACAUAUCUACACAAGGUCAGCUCUGGUGCCUGUGCCGGAGGGCAGUGAGCCAGGAGCACCACGUGUGAAGCCAUGAGUAACAAAGAUGUCUUAAAUAAGCCUAAGUACAUGUAUUCAGACAAUAAUGCAACAUGUUUCAUGAG
Molecule: messenger RNA, 979 nt
Organism: Trichoderma atroviride IMI 206040
Lineage: Eukaryota; Fungi; Ascomycota; Sordariomycetes; Hypocreales; Hypocreaceae
Source: RefSeq, a predicted model, not a curated record